Molecule: messenger RNA, 1750 nt
Organism: Plutella xylostella (diamondback moth)
Lineage: Eukaryota; Metazoa; Arthropoda; Insecta; Lepidoptera; Plutellidae
Source: RefSeq, a predicted model, not a curated record
AUUGUGUUCUGUGCUGUCAACACUUUGUCAUUUUUGUCAUGUUUACUCAGUUUGCAUUAUUUUUAUUGUUAUAAAUCUGUAUGAUAUUAGAUGUUUCUUCAAUUAUAUACAUCAAUUUCCAAAUUUUUAUUGAAUGAAUCGUCAUCCAUGUCCAUACGGUACCUACACAAUAAAAGUGGCAGUCCAUAAACCGCUGUCUGCUAAUGAGUGACUUAUUGGCAAACGAGUUGAAGAGCUUUUGACUAAUCAAUAUAAAAUAGAAGCUGUGAAUAAAAUAUCUUGCUCAAAAGCAGGCUCGUGCGGUGUCCCCCCCGUCCCCCCCCCGGUCCCCCCGCAGAUGUCGGGGUCGUCGUCGCGCGGCGCGGACAUCAUCGACCUGGACCGGUACAUGCGCGGCGUCGCGCCCGCAGACACCGCCAGAAAUCGUGGCGCGCUCAUAGUGGAUGCGGGAGGCAGGCGGGCGCGGGGCGCGUGCGAGCGAGACGGCAGCACGUGCUACUCUCUCGCUCGCUCCAAGGCUCUCUCGCAUGACUCGGGCGUGUCCGACGCCAGCUACCGGCGCCGCGGGCGCAGGUACUCCAAACCGAGGAAGGCGCGGCGGCCGCGGGACUCGUCGGAGGACUCGCAGCUGUCCUUCCGCGCGCACACGGAGCGCGCGCUGCGCCUGCAGCAGCAGCAGUUGUCGCAAGUGGCGGCGCUUUGCUCGCGGCUAGCAGCUUCCCCCCGCAUCGCGCCCCCGCCCCCGCAGCCCCCGCCCCCGGAGCCCCCGGAGGCGCCCGUGCCCCCGCGCCGCCGUCGCAGCCGCUGCAGCGAGCUCUCCACAACCACGCCAGACUCUGCGCCGGAAGAUGGGAAGAUAGACGAGUGUAAAACGUACAAGAUAAUAAUGACAAAGCUGGACCAGCUGAACCACCUGUUCAUGGCGCGCGCGGAGGCGACAGCGGGGGCGGGGCGGGCGCGGCGCGUGCCGCGGGGGUCGGGGGGCACCGUGUGCGUGAGCGACAAGCUCGUGGCCACCGACCCCGCCGGCCCCGGGGGGUGCCAGCUCACGCCGACCAAGAACCACCGCCGGAGCAGCAGACAGGCUUUUGCCACUGGUUUGCCUAAAGGAGACUUAGACUACCCACCGACCCGGCUGGCGGAGUGCGGGGCGGGGAGCAGGGUGGGGUGCGGGGCGGGGUACUCCCCGCGCGAGGUGCACGCGCGAGUCACCAGCACGAGGCGGGACUCUCCAUCACUCAGACGCAGAGACAGGGACUCCACGUCCAUCCCGUCGAGCGAUGAAUAUGUGAACCAGACCGGCUGCAAGUACGAUCUAGAAGACCCCAUGCAUCUAUACGUCCAGGCGAAGCGCCUGCAGCCCCCGCGCGCCCCCGCGUCCCCCGCGCCCCCCGCCGCCCCCGCCACGCUCUGCGCGCGCUGCUACGGCUACUGGUGCUCGCUGCGGCGCUGUCUGCACCAGCUCUGCCCCAUCAGAUAGUGACGUCAUCACGGCUCGCUGGUGGUGACGUCACCAGCGGCUGCAAACGACUUCAGACGAAGAAGAAUGGACGAUGGAUAGUUUUGAUGUACUCACACCCUGAAGAUGAAUGGGGAAUGAAUGCAUCAGUCCGUUGUAAUCAAAGUGGACGAUAAAUGACCAAAGUUAUUUGUUAAUUAUUUAUUUUCUAACCUUUUAAGGUGUUUUAAGAGUUUUUAGAUUUUACGUUUUUGUGUAGGUGUUGUUAAAUAUAUUUAUUUUUUAUCGUCA